CAAACGUCAAUUCUCCAUUUUUCUUUUUCACUAGUUAUUGUGUGUAAUUUUAAUAUUUUUGAUUAACAAUCGUGUUUUAUUAAAAAAUACAUAGAAAGAUUAGCAAAAUAACAAGUAAUUACAACUUUUCGCAAUAUGUCUUUGUCUAGUCUGUUACCUACACCCACAAAUGCGGUGUGGGAUCGUGAAGAUGAAAGACGCGUGGCUGCUAAAGGUGCACCAAAAAUAGGUGCCUUAGUAUCAGCUAAAAUAGCUGCACCUCCUUAUGGCCAACGCAAGGAUUGGGUACCACGAACAGAAGCCGAUUUCGGCGAUGGUGGUGCGUUUCCUGAAAUACAUGUAGCUCAAUAUCCUUUGGGUAUGGGAGCUCCGGCAAAUUUGGGUAAAAAAUCCAAUGCUUUGGCCGUACGUUUGGAUGAAAAGGGAAAAAUAAAAUAUGAUGCCAUAGCACGUCAAGGACAUGGUAAAGAUAAAAUUGUUUAUUCAUCCAUUUCCCAAUUAUUGCCUGCAGAGGUUUUAUCAGAGGAUGCAGAGGAACUGCAAAGGCCAGAUGCCGAGACAAUAGCUGAUACUACUGAAGAGACAAGAAGAGCAUUGGAAAAGUUGACUAGUCAAAAAAUAGCAGCUGCUAUGCCUGUCAGACAUGCCGAAAAGGGUGCUCCAGCACAGUAUAUUCGCUACACGCCUUCACAACAAGGUGAUGCUUUUAAUUCGGGUGCCAAACAGCGUAUUAUACGUAUGGUGGAAGCGCAAGUAGAUCCCAUGGAACCACCUAAAUUUCGUAUUAAUAAGAAAAUACCUAGAGGACCACCUUCACCUCCAGCACCGGUGUUACAUUCGCCUUCGCGUAAAGUAACCGUCAAAGAACAAAAAGAGUGGAAAAUUCCUCCUUGUAUAUCGAAUUGGAAAAAUGCUAAAGGUUAUACAAUUCCUCUAGAUAAACGAUUAGCAGCCGAUGGUAGAGGUUUGCAGCAAGUUCAUAUUAAUGAAAAAUUCGCAAAAAUGUCUGAAGCUUUAUAUAUAGCCGAUCGUAAGGCUCGAGAAGCCGUUGAAGCUAGGGCUCAAUUAGAGAAAAAAUUGGCACAGAAAGAAAAGGAAAAGAAGGAGGACAUGUUGCGAAUGAUGGCCCAGAGAGCUCGAGAAGAACGUGCUGGUAUACGUAAUCCCACGGAGGAGGCACCCGGUACUAGUGCUGAGGCCAGAGAACGUAAUGAAUUACGGGCAGAACGACAUCGUGAGAGACAGCGCGAUCGCAACUUGGCAAGGGCAGCCCCUGACAAGCGUUCCAAAUUACAAAAAGAGCGCGAGCGUGAUAUUUCAGAACAAAUUGCCCUCGGCAUGCCUGCAAAGUCAGCGGGCACCGGUGAGGCCCUUUUCGAUCAACGUCUUUUCAAUACCACUAAAGGUAUGGAUUCCGGUUAUGGCGAUGAUGAAGCUUACAAUGUAUAUGACAAGCCAUGGCGUGAUGCCAACUCCUUGGGCAAUCAUUUGUAUAGACCAAGCAAACAAGCUGACAACGACGCCUAUGGAGCCGACUUAGAUCGUAUUGUAAAUACUCAACGGUUUGUACCCGACAAAGAAUUUUCGGGUACAUCGAGAGCUGGUGGCAGUGGUGCACCUUCACGUAGUGGUCCCGUUCAAUUUGAAAAAGAAGAGGAUCCCUUCGGUCUCGAUCAGUUCUUGAACAUGGCUAAGAAAGCUCCUAAAAGAGGUGAAGAUAAAAGUGAUCGUUCUGGUGGUAGUUCGGAUAAAAAACGAAGAAAAGAUUAGGACCGUUUCCAAUAUACAUACACACAAACAAACUACUAUUUGACUUAUAGUUCUUUUUAUCUAUUAGUUAAGAAUAUUUUCAACAUUUCCUUUAAAUACUAAGGGAUUUUGUUAAAUAACAAAACUUUGGUUACAAAAUGCAUUGUAAUUAUUUUUAGGUUUAUAAAGAAUGACGACAGAUAAUUUUGUCCUACUAAAAA
Messenger RNA from Lucilia cuprina (Australian sheep blowfly), 1970 nucleotides. RefSeq names its product puff-specific protein Bx42 (gene Bx42). The record is from RefSeq and is a predicted model, not a curated record. The coding region runs from base 136 to 1770 and encodes 544 amino acids. NCBI's taxonomy places the organism in Eukaryota, Metazoa, Arthropoda, Insecta, Diptera, Calliphoridae. Gene Ontology annotation, biological process: mRNA splicing, via spliceosome. The transcript has a single exon. Gene Ontology annotation, cellular component: spliceosomal complex.